ACGUUCUAAAUGAAAGAAUCGAUUUCAUAGAACGAACGAAAUAUAUUGAAUGAAAUCGAUUGAUUUCUAUAAACACAAACACCUUAAGAUAAGUUAUUUGUAACGAAUUAAGCUCCUGCGUGCUCGGUAAAACGUUUCGAUCAGACGCUUGUGAAGGGACACAAGAGAAAUAAGCGUUAGCUUCGUGUUCGCAGAACCUAAGCUCUUCUUCUACGAUAACGGUACACGACGAAAAAAGGCAUCCAGGCCAUCUCCUCUUUGUACGAUACGCGCGUAAGGUUGGGGCGCCAGUCACGACUUAGCAGAAGACUCGAACGAUGGCAAAACGCAAUCAAGAAAAGAUCUUUAACCGGUUCUGUAAGAACAUUUUGAAAAUAGCUCUAAUAUGAUCAAAGAAAAAGAAAAAAAGGAAAAAUAAUAAUUGAUGAUAUAUGAUUUUAAAUAUUUCAGAAAGUAAUCGAUUGAGUCUUUGAAAUAAUUUUGAGAAUAUAUCAACGAAAGAUUUGUUCAUUGUUGUUCCUGUUUUCAUGAAUGAGAGAUUACUCGAUGAUCUUAUGCUGAUUACAAACGACAAAGCACUAGCCUUGUUUCGACCUGAAUCGAUGAUAGUUUUAUCGGAUAAGAUACCGAACAACAUAAAUUCUCGAGUAAGAUAUUUACUAAACAGUAAAUCUUGCAAUCUAUAAAUCUUUCGACAUGUCUUCUCUUUGCCUGAGACCUCGUAGUACAAAUUCGAUAUAACAGUAGUCCCGGUUACCUAGAAAAUCGUAUGACCAAUUAAGAAUGAACGAACCUCGACGUACGUUCGAUCAGGUAGACUAGUGAAAGAAGACAGCUAUCAGGCUACCGGAAUGGCUAAGCUCAUCAACGAUGGUUAAGUAUCGUUUGUGAAUGAAUAAACGAUGAGGGUGGCUCAAUUGAAUGGUAAUUAAACAUCGUGUCGAACUUCCGAGCGCGAUUGGACGAACGAUGACUGAGCCGGGCCACGAAAGAGCAACACAAUGACAACAAUGACGCACUUCGUUAGAACCGUCGAAGGACGAGGAGAUAGACGUAUCAACGUUCCCUUUGGAUUCACCUGCCGAUUCGAGCGCAAGGAAUACCCUGCCCCUUCCUAUUGGGUUCGUAAUGAAAGGCAGGAUGCGACUGGGACCGGACGUGACGGUCCUAGAAUACGCAAACAGUUCCAGAAACGAAGGAAACACCUAGCUGCUCGACGAUGAUGACUCUACGUCCAGAAUCGAUCAAGAUUGACACUCUUCUCGAAGAACCGAGUACAAUUUAUAUUUUCUAGGAGACUUUAGCUUCUACGAUUUACUUUUGAUCAAAGGAACAUUAUAGUUUCUUUGAAAAAAUUCAGAAUCAUUUGGCAUCUUUGUUCGUAUAUUUGUAAAAAAUUUAUGUUUAAAGAGAUAAUUUCUUUUAGAGACAUCACAAUUACGGCUUGGUGAAAGUAAAAAAAUAUCACUAUGUUAACCCAUUUCUCUAUCUAAUCUCGCACACUUGAGAAAAUGCAUCUUGUGGAUAUUGAUCCGAUACCAUUCAAACCAAAUGCCAUUCUACGUUGCAAAAUUUUCGCGUGACUUCUCGCGUGAAUCGUGAAAGGUUUCUUCAACCGUAAGAGAUCUAUCAUUUCUUUCAUCUUUCUUAUGUAAAACGAUAUCGACUAACGAUUUUCAAACUAAGCAUUCACAUCAACAUACGAGACAGAAAAUAAACUGUAUUAAAAAUAGCCAAGAAAAGAGAAGAUGAUAAUUUUUUUUUAAUUGAAAUAUAAAUAUUAAUGAGGUUGUCUGCAAACAUUUAACUUUCUAUGAGAGCCUGGACACCCUGUAUAGACUCGUGUACAUAUGUGUAGGCGCAGUUGCAGUAAGUUAGAUAAUGUCCUGACAGGGUCUAUGAACUCCGCAAGCGCACUUACUUCGUAUUGCAGUGAUGUGCGCGGCGGUACCACGUUUAAAGUAUCGCAGUGAUAUUUAUUGAUCAUGUUAGUUCAUCUAAUAAUUGAAUAUUUUGUUAAUAUCGAGUUUAUAUUAAAUUUACUAUUUCUAUCAACCAUUAGGAUAAUUCAUGUAAAUCUCACGUGAAUUAGCCGUUCGAUCAGUUUCUAAUUUUUUAAGUUGUUAAGAUUACUUUUUAAUAUGGUCUGAUAUUUUUUUACAACAGAAUUGUAACGAACGGAUUUCUUGAAAUAAAAAAAAAAAAAAAAAAAAAAAGCAGAAAAGUAAUUGUACAUCAUGCAAAAAGCAAUAGCACUAUUCGAGUACAUUAAAAUCGAUCAUUAUUGACAGAAUAUCGAUUUCUCGUAACGCAAGGAGCCGAUAAGAGGGCUGGCAGCUCAGAAGAAACAAUGACACGCGUUUCUAUCCUUCCACGAGUCAGCACCAAUCGGAGCAUGUUCCUCUUUCUCAACACUGUCCUUUGAGGGAGAGAAAAAUAGGCAGGGGGAGGAAAGGAGGGAUAGAGAGAGAGAAAGAGAAAGAGAGAGAGGACUCUUGACGAUCCUCUUGCCGGCAGUGCGUGCUGCACCCUCACGGAUGACACUCCGUUCCGCGCAUGCUCGAAAUUUCGAAGUUCGUUUUUCGUUUCAAACAAUCAAAACACAAAUUUAUACAUUUUUCGGCUUAAAUUUUUCAUCAUCGUACAAUUUUAUAUUUUAUUAUCAUACAAAUGGAUACAAGAAAUAAGAGGGACACGAUUUACAGUUGAUAAAGAACGUUUGUUCGUAAUUUUUGAAAGCACCUAAUCGAAAUGUGAAUUUUUUAACAAUUUUGUGACGGUGCGAGAGAGAUUGGUGUACGAGUGUUUUAAUAGAAGAAGAAAUCAAACGAAUAAUUGUUCGACGAAAAAAUAAAGAUAAAAAUUGAAGAAGAUAUAUAAUUGAAAUUUGUCGAAAAUAGACAAGUGAUAAUUCAUCCGUGAAGAUGAAGACCAACGAUGGAAAAAGAAUGAACGCGGAAACAGUGAAAGUUGGGUGUUUUCAAAUGCUUCUUGUAUUAAUAUUUUGCAUAAAUUACAUCAUCGUAUCUAUGAACCAUGCUCUACCGGCUUUUCACAAUUACACACCGAAAUUUUAUUGUCAGCCAAGGAAUACAACAAGCAGAACUUAUGGCUGUCAAAUCCAAAACAAUUGGACGAUCGAAUCUAACUCGAGCACCGAACUUGAGAUGGAUUCCUGUUCUGGUGAUUAUCGAUUCGCGAUCGAGCCUGGUGAGAACAGCGUUGUCACCGAGUGGAUCUUGAUAUGUGAAAGAAGAUAUUUGACGUAUCUAGCGUCGGCAAUCUAUUAUCUUGGUGCUUUGAUCGGUGCUUCGAUUGCUGGAAUUUUGGCUGAUCGAAUUGGAAGACUACCAGUUCAAGCGAUUUGUCUUUAUACACAAGGCACUAUGGCUGUUGCAUUGUACAUCGUGCAGAGCUAUCCUACAUUUUUGGCACUUCGUGGCCUUCAAGGUAUCUUCGUACAAGGCCUACAAAACUCAACAUACAUAUUAUCAUUGGAAUUGUUUCCCAGUAAAUCGCGAACUCUCGUCGCUCUGAUCAUGCAAAUCGCUUGGGCUAUCGGCCUGAUACUCUUAGCGAUACUCAGUUAUGUUAUACCAGACUGGAGAAUUUUGCAGCUGGCUGUUUCUGUACCUACAGCGAUAACAGUUCUAUAUAUCUGGAUAAUACCCGAAUCCCCGCGAUGGCUACUGGCUAAAAAUAAGUUAACGGAAGCCGAUAUGGCUUUGGAAAGAAUCGCGAAAUAUAACGGGUGUUGCACGAGAAUACGCAGAGAGAACGUUAUCGAGCCUGAGCCUGUUGCUAAAGAAAAUCCGACGCCGGUGAAGCCGGAAAGGAAAUCACGUGUUUCUAGCGUCGACUUAAAGAAACCGAAAACUCUUGAAAUGACGACGCAAGACGAGGUGAUGAAAUUGCUGAAUACGCCGGAUUCGCAUCAGCAAAAAGAGCAAUCCAGAAGUUCCACUGUGAUCGUUCAAGUACCCACAAAACGAAUUUCGUCGACGAACGUCGAAUUACGAAAGGAAAAUGACGUAGAAAAUGAAAUGAAAAAUCCACCAUCUUGUUCGACCAAUAACCGGAGAUCUAAGAGAAGUUCUCAAUCCGUUUACGAUCAAAAGGUAUCUUCGAAAAUAGAUGAGGAGAUCGUUGUUCUUAGAAAUCCAAGGAAACUUCAAGAAGCAAAUGAUAAUGAAAUAAAAAUGGACGAAAAUGUCGGACACGAAUCAAAAAAAAUAAAAAGUAAAACUUUACAAAAGCUAUUCAAACGAUCAUUGACAAGAAAGUAUAGUCUUGUGAUGGUUCUUCAGUGGUUUUCAUCCUCUAUGGCGUGUUAUCUUUUAGCAUCGCUUUUACCAAAUUUUAACGUAAAUAGACACGUGACUUUUGCCUUAGGAGGAGCCUUAGAAAUUGCUACUUAUACGUUUAUAUAUUUCGUAUUGUCCAGAUACGGAAGACGAGUACCUUUGAGCAUAUAUCAAUCUACUACCGGCGUAAUAUUAAUCAUAUUAUCUAUUCUAAUUAUUUUAAUAGAUUCUUCUUUAGCCUGGAAAGAUCUUAUGGAAACUAUAAUAUUGCUAUUUGGUAAAGUAACUGUAAUAAGUACUAUUGCUAUAACGUAUCUCUAUGCCGUUGAACUAUUUCCAACUGUUGUAAGAGGAACCUGUUUAGGUUUAUGCACAAUUUUUGCUGAAGUCGGUUCUUUAAGUAUACAAGUGUUAUCAUUGGAAAAAUACGUGCCAAUUAACAUAUCGUUAGCGAUCGUUGGUGUAUUAUCUCUUAUUUCUGGUAUACUAGCAAUCAUUUUACCAGAAACAUUGAAUAAGAUUCUACCGGAUACAAUAGAGGAUAUUGAACAGAUGUUUGUUAAAAGAAGGGAUCAGAAAAACGAUGAGGAAAUUGUUAAUGAGGAUAAAAAUAUUGCAAAAGAUGAUCUUACGGAAAGAGAAAUACUAAGAGAGAAACUUUUUUCGGAGGAUUGGGUGGACGCCGGAAACGGUAUAUUAGUUAAUUUUUCCGAAAAUAAAAACGCGGAUUGUACGCGUGAUUAGUUGAAAUUUUCUUGAGUGAAAAUAUUAUUUUGUUUUGUUUUUUUUUUUCCAAUUUUAAUGCAGGUUCAAGACCACUCUGAUGUAAAUGUGUAAAAUGUGCUUUCCAGUAGAAAUGUAAGUUUUAUUUGUCAAUGGCUUAUGUAUUUAUUAUCUUAGAUUCAUAAGAACAAUUUAGAAAUUUUAUCAUUUAUUGUAUAUACUUCUAUUUUCAUCUAUAAAAAUUCAUUCUUGGAACUAAUACUUCCAACAUUAAAUAUUGUAAUGAGACUGAAGAAGAAAAACUGAUUUGCUAUGUAAAAUAUUGUUUUGUACGUGGCAUACACACAACAUUUUUGAAAUAAAGUUAAAAUUAUAUUAAAUGAAA
Molecule: messenger RNA, 5412 nt
Organism: Vespula vulgaris
Lineage: Eukaryota; Metazoa; Arthropoda; Insecta; Hymenoptera; Vespidae
Product: solute carrier family 22 member 8-like
Exons: 8
Coding region: 2925-5048 (707 amino acids)
Biological process (GO): transmembrane transport
Molecular function (GO): transmembrane transporter activity
Source: RefSeq, a predicted model, not a curated record